Molecule: messenger RNA, 3942 nt
Organism: Penicillium canariense
Lineage: Eukaryota; Fungi; Ascomycota; Eurotiomycetes; Eurotiales; Aspergillaceae
Exons: 2
Coding region: 1-3942 (1313 amino acids)
Biological process (GO): regulation of telomere maintenance via telomerase; telomere capping
Cellular component (GO): nuclear telomere cap complex; chromosome, telomeric region
Molecular function (GO): telomerase inhibitor activity; G-rich strand telomeric DNA binding
Source: RefSeq, a predicted model, not a curated record
AUGAUGCAACCGCCUCUGAUUUCGCAGCUGCACCGAACUCGCGUGUUCUUCAGCACUCCGCCCCGAUCCAUGGUCUACCACCAAAACCCUCUAUACCUGGAUGGUUUACGACGUGCACAUGAUCGCGAACAUGUUGAUGUUGAUUGUGGGAAAAUCGGCGCAGUGAUGGAUGCGACUGAUCAGUCUCCAGCGCUGCCUACGCGGCCGCAAUUGACCAAAAUCCCGAUCGCUCAGUUGUCUCCUACUCUUGAACAGCGCGAGGGGAAAUGCAUUUACGCGACGGUUACUCUUGUCUGGCCGUACUCUUCUUCGACCAAGUCUCUUAGCCUGCUACUGGCCGAGCCGGAUUUCCGCCUACGUCGAUCGAACGGGCAGGUCAAAGCGACAUUCCAUGGACGCGUCGCAGAAAAGGUCGCCGGGUCACAUAUCGGGAUUGGUGACACUGUGCGCCUUUCUCUGAGCGGCUCGAGUUUUGUUGCCAAUGAUGCAGCGACGCAGACCUACGGGAGAUGUGUCGCGUGGGAUAUGCAUUUCGACACUGGCGUAACACUUGAAAUCGUCCGUUCAUCCCAGAGUCUGCCCACGGUAAUAAUUGAGCAGGACCUUCCAUCUCCGCCUGACAACCAACCGCCCUCCACCCCCCGCCUUCUCUCCAUUGAUCCCGACACAGCGUCAGCGCCUAGUCAAGGCUCCUGGGGGUCGCCCGCGUUCUAUCACUCUGCGCGGAAGUCGUUCGGGAGAGCAGUUGAUUCUGCAUUUGAUCCGUUCGCUAACGAAGAUGGAUCCAUUCCCGGGGAGGGAAGGAAACGACCGAGGUACAGCCUACGACGAGACGAGUGGCGCAUUGUGGAUGAACCGGGUAGCCCCCAAGAGCGCGAAGAAACAGUGGACUGGAUGAAAGCCCUGGAGGACGAAAUGGAUAUCGAGGCUGACACACAGGAGCCCGCGGAUGCCGAGCCCAAUAACGAUACUGCCGUCCCAGAUGCAUCGGACGCCGUGAAUCAGACGAAUAUCGACGAUCCUUUCGAGGACCAAUCACCUGUCUUUGUCAAGCCGUCCCUGGAUUUUUCUGGCGGCCUCUUUGGGAGGCACACGUUGCAGCUGGAACAAAACGAUACCUCCGCUAAGCUAACCGGCUCUGGUUCUCAAGCUCCUGGCGGAGGUGCCUUCAACAUUCCAACAGACACACCCCAGCUCCGGCCGGUACCAUCUCCUGGUCUCCCGAUUCCAUCGCCGCUGGUGUCCAAUCAGAGUAGUAGUCAGGGAUAUUUUUCACCAUUUCACGCAGUCCCGCCUGUACACGAUGUUCAUCAUGCCCCGGCGCCAAGUGCUAAUGCUGCUUUCCAAGCUCGAGGUUUUUUCGGCCAGAUUUCCCCAGGAUUGCAUCCACAGGAAGCACCGGCUCUAACCGGGGCGGUGGAUUCCUUACGUGAAGAAGAAGCCAUAUCUAUCCCGCUUUCAUCAGUGAAUCACCACCAAGCCCCAAUUUCCUUGCGAGAAAAUUCCAUUCUUGCCGCGGGUGCUGAGAACGUGCCGGGUAAUUUGGGUCAAUUCGACUCGCCCAGUUUUGUGAAUGAAUCCCAUUUCGUUCAGACAGAUACAUGGAUGGAGAAGACUGAAGAGUUGAAUGCGACGGCUUCGAAACAACACACCGAUGGCGAGCCCUGGACAGAGGAGCAAAAAUAUCCAGAGGAAGCAAAUGGUGACGGUAUUGACAUCGGACCUGGAUUGGAAACGAGAGAGCACGGCAAGGAGGUUGCUCAGGCUAUAAAUGAUCCCUUGGUUCUCCAAUCCAUGGAUUUGGUCGAAGAUGAAUCAGGCGACGAUGCAUCUAGGGACGCCGCGACUGAAGGCGAAGGUCUACAUGUACCUGAAAUCACGGAUAUCUCCGACCGUUCACGCAGCGGCAGUUACAGCAAUGAAAGCGAUGCCGAAGAUGAAGUCCUUUAUGACGAAGAUCAGGAGACAAGUCACCUUUCUGAAGAUGGAUCAGACGAGGAGCAGGAUCAAUUGGAGCCAGAAGGGGAGGAUGAAAUUGCGGGGACGAGCGGCUAUGAAGACUCAGAUGCAGCCGAGCUGCCUCCCUCGCAGCCUGAAAUAAUAGUGUUGGAUAGUGACAGCGAAGAUGAACUUGUCUCUGAGCAGCCGCUCGUGACGCCUGAGCACCCUAUUCCACAAGGACAACAUAGUCCCCUGUCAUCUGUGCAUUCCGAAAAUUCGAACUCUCCGAUAGACGAUGAUGGAGAGGAAUGGUCUGUUGUCAAUGAUGAUCCAGAGUACGACACAAUGGAAGACGAAAUGUCUGCGGACGACGAGGGCGGAGAUGAAUAUGGAGCGCUUGGCCAAGAUGACCGAGUGCAUGAUGGCGACAAGGACGACGAGUCCUCCGUGGAUGUCUUGGCACGCGAUGAUUACAGCGACAAGCAUUUUACACGAAAUCGAUCAAUUGAAGAAGACGUACAAAGCGAGGAUCAUCUCGAUUCAGAUGGAGAUGGAGAGCAAGGGUGGGGUGAUGGUGUUGAAGUUGAGCCAAAGUCGGUCUCGGUUAUCGAGCUUGCCUUGCACGAAGAUCUGCCCGAUCACCCCAAUGAAGAAGGAUUUGCAAAGGUGGAAGAACUACCUGAUUGGGAAAGUCAGGAAGGGUCGAAAGCAGCUCUUCAUGGCGAGGGGCAAACUUCGGGCAGGAGCCUUGAGGCUCUGAUCAGCCUGGACGGAGUCGAUGAUCAGGACUGGCCUGAAUUCUCCGACACAGCAAAAACAAAUGAUGAAACUCCAUAUGGGAAAGACAUGCAAGCCCAAGGGGAGCCCUCUGAACCGCAAGAGAUGGCUGUUGUGUCCGAAACACAGGGUGUGGACAACGGCCUGUCGUUUAUUAGUUCAGGCCCCACCCAGAUGGAACUCGCUGAGCAACAACUUCUGACGCAUGAUGCCACGCAGAAGGUUAUAUCUGUCCGCAGAUCAGCUCCCGACAAUGUGAAAUCACCAGAGUCAGCGGUGGCUAAUGAGCAGACGUCGCCGGCGGGUCUAGACGCAUCUUCGCGGCCUGUUUUCAAAGCAUUCGAUCCCUCGGAACAGCAAGACAAUGCGGACAGUACUAGUGUUGCGCUACCAACAGCUGAAGCAACCGAUGCCCAUGAUCAACCCAGUGGCCAGCGAGACGGGACAGAGCCCAUGUCGACCGGCAAAGUCUCUGAGUACCCGAAGGUAGUUGUUGGCGAAACCCCCGUUCCAGAUCGCCACGCCCAUGGAUUGCGCAGCAAACUCUCUUAUUUCGCCCCUUUGGCCACUCUUGUCGACCAUUUCAAUGCCCUGGUGGACACAAUCUCUAUUGUUUACGAGGUUUCCCCUAUCGCCAAAGCCACCUCUGGCUCCAGAGACUACUUCAUGACCAUUCAGCUCACUGAUCCAUCCAUGGCUGGUACGACUCUUCAAGCUCGAGUUUUCCGGCGUUAUAAAUCCGCAAUGCCAUCAGUAGCCGAAGGGAACGCGAUUCUGCUGCGAGAUUUCAAAGUACAAAGCAACCAUCACUCGAUGAUGCUCGUGAGCACUGAAUCAAGUUCAUGGGCUGUUUUCGAUGGCUCCAGCCCAGAGGCGAAAAUUACUGGGCCGCCUGUCGAAUACAGCUCCGCGGAACGGGCCUUUGCAUCUGGCUUGCGGCGAUGGUACUCUGAGGAUGGCGCAGACAUGGUGGCCGACAAUCAGCUCCAGGCAUCCAUCGGCAGGGACAGCCACUCUCCGACACCAAGUAGUGUGGCGGCAAGCGAUGCUGGUAGUAUGGAUGGGACACCAUCCGUUCGGGGCUCACGGCGCUUUCGAAGAAGCCGUGGACGAGUCACAAUCCAUGAACUGCGAGACGGUACGCGCUACACAGAGGUUGGAUCUCCCAGCGGCAAACAUGGCAUCCACGAACUGCGCGAUGGAACGGUUUAUGCCAAUUUAUGA